AUGUCGCGGUUUUUCGUUCGAUAUAAAUGUUAUAAAAAUGGCUGUUCAACAGCUGAUCAGACUUGGCAACAAUUACAAUUACAUGAUUAUUAUGUUUGGGUUAUCUUUGGCGGAUAUCUGUAUGUGAAAUCAACAUGGCCAAUAACCAAGAGGAAUGCCUUAAGUUACGCUAAUGUGGCUACAAAAGAAGACGAACAAAAAAAUUAUCAAGUAGCAGCCGAAAAUUAUUUAUCCGCUGCGGAAUGGCUUCUAAGAGCAAGAAAACUUGUAACUAAUGCUGAAAAAAAAGUCCGGUUGCUUGAAGCAGCUGAACGUUAUAUUGAUCGUGCUGAAAAAAUUAAAAAUAUGCUCGAUAACAAUGAAAACAAAAAGGAAGGUAUCACUAAAGAUGAUUCUGAUGGAAACAAAAAGAAACCUAUCGCUGAAGAUGAUUCUGAUGGAAAUAAAAAGAGUGAACAAGACGACGAAGUUGAUCCAGACCGAAAAAAGAUGAUGCAACGAUUUGCAGGUUCAAUUAUUACUGAUCCAAAAGUUACAUUUACAGAUGUCGUCGGUUUAGAUCAAGCUAAAGAAGCCCUCAAAGAAGCUGUUAUACUACCAAUUAAAUUUCCGAAAUUGUUUACCGGUAAUAGAAGGCCGUGGGCUGGAAUAUUACUUUACGGACCACCUGGUACUGGAAAAUCGUAUCUAGCUAAAGCAAUCGCAACUGAAUGUAAAAGUACAUUUAUAUCUGUCAGUUCAGCCGAUUUAUUAUCGAAAUGGCUUGGUGAAAGUGAAAAAGCUGUUCGAUUUUUAUUUGAAUUAGCACGUGAAAGAAAACCAGCGAUUGUAUUUAUUGACGAAAUUGAUGCGCUUUGUUCAUCAAGAUCGGAAAACGAAUCAGAAGCUUCUAGACGUAUCAAAACAGAAUUUCUCAUACAAAUGCAAGGAAUUGGAAACAAUAAUGAAGGGGUGUUAAUACUUGCAGCCACUAACAUUCCAUGGGUACUUGAUUCAGCUAUUCGACGACGAUUUGAAAAACGGAUAUACAUACCACUACCGGAUGCAUCAGCACGUUUAUCAAUGUUCAAAAUGCGUAUUGGACGAAAUACCCCUCACACAAUAAAAGAAAACGAAUGGAAAAUAUUAUCCGAAAAAUCAGAAAAUUAUUCUGGAGCAGAUAUUGCAGUAGUUGUACGAGAAGCGUUAUUGAGCCCAAUUCGACGUCUACAACAAUCAACACAUUUUAAACGAGUUAAAAAUCCAAACGCAGGCGGACCAGAUUUAUGGGCAACAUGCUCUCCAGCAGAUCCACUAGCCGAAGAACUUACACUAGACAAAAUUGAAGGAGAUAAAUUAUGUGAACCACCAGUCACAAUGAACGAUAUGAUGGCUGCUUUAUCGACGCAAAAAGCAACUGUUGGAGCUAAAGAUUUAAAACAACAUGAAAAGUUUACAGACGAGUAUGGUCAAGAAGGUAGCUAA
Messenger RNA from Didymodactylos carnosus, 1464 nucleotides. The record is from the annotation of a GenBank genome assembly. Lineage: Eukaryota; Metazoa; Rotifera; Eurotatoria; Philodinida; Philodinidae.